CCAUGGUCAUCGCUGACCUCACUUAGCAUCUCGCAGUAAGGAAGCUUAGCCUGACACACACACACACACACACACUGCUGCCCACACAUCUUUCCACCUCUUCUAUCAGCUAUUCUGAAUUUCUCCUCUUCUUUCUUUCUUUCUUUCUUUCUUUCUUUUUUCUUUCUUUCUGUCUCUUCAUUUCUUCUGCCAACCUUCAUUUUCUGUCACCCUUCCCCUCUCUCUUAUGGAUGUUAGGCUACUUUUGCUACAUCUUGUAAGUGUGCAGCUCUUCCAUGCCUUCACAAAUCCAGGGUAACACUCUUGACUUUCGUAAAGCGAGGAUUGAUGGAGCAGGCGGGAGGAAAAACAAUGUCCCGACAGUGAGGAGAGAACCAGCUUGGCUUCGAAACAUGAUUGCCGGCUGGGACUUGAAUGAGUGACAGGCUGAAGCUAUCAGCUUCAAUGGCGUGGAGCAUCCCACCAUUAAAGCCAAAAGUGACACUUUGUAAAUGCAGGACUAAGCUAUCAGUCACAUGGUGCUCGACUGUUCCACUGAGCCUCCUUGUCUUACUGCUUGCUGGCCUCAGCACAGCUGGUCCACCCCAGCCAGCACGUCCGCCUCUCCUGUCCGGACAGCCUUUUAUCAUCUUCUGGGCCAUCUCAGAUUCCUCCUGCGCCACCAGGCCAGAUCCUGGAUCUUUUGGGAUGGAACGUGAAGGCCGGGUGGUGGUCUUCUACGAGGACACACUAGGAAACUACCCAUAUUUCCUGGACAAAGACACAAGGAUCAAUGGGGGUUUACCACAACACACACGGUUGGACAACCAUCUUCAGAAAACUCAGUUGGACCUAGAUGCAGGUUUGCCUGCCCCCAGGUACCUCGGGCUGGGGGUGCUAAGAUGGUCUGCGUGGCUUCCCCAGUGGUUGAGAAACAAGGAGAAGAAGGCUGUGUAUCAGGAGGCUUCCAGGAACCUCCUGAAGGCGUUCUUCCCUAACUGGACGCCUGAAGAAGUGGAGAAGUGGUCAAGGGUGGACUUCGAGGCAGCUGCACAGUCAGUAAUAAUGGAAACCCUGAGGGAGGUCAAACGCUUACGUCCCAAAGCAUUAUGGGGCGUUUCUCCUUACCCUAGCUGCUACAACGGGGAUGCCGCCCAAACUGCUUUCGCCAACUACACCAGCCAGUGCCCUCCUGCUGAAAAGGCUCUAAAUGACGAGCUUUUGUGGCUGUGGAGACGAUCCUCCGCCCUUUACCCUCUACUGUCCCUGGAGAAGCUACAGGGUGGAACAUCCGGAGGGAGACUUUAUUUGUCCAGUGAAAUCCAGGAAGCUCUCAGAGUGUCUUCUCUGGCUGGAGCAGCGUUCAAUCUUCCCGUAUUCCCACUGGUCAACAGUGUGUACGCCUCGACCAACACUUUCUUGUCACAGGCAGACUUGGUAAGCAGCAUUGGAGAGAGCGCUGCCAUGGGAACAGCUGGAGUGGUCAUCUGGCAGAGAACUGACACCAAGACAGAGAGAGAAUGUCAAGACCUGGCAGAGUUCAUCCGCAAGGUCUUGGGACCUUACUCCAUUAAUGUAACCACGGCAACCAGGCUCUGCUCAGCCUCCCUUUGCCAGGGAAAAGGCAGAUGUGUUCGUCAAAAUCCAGACAGCUCCGCCUACCUCCAUCUCCCACCGCCGCCUGACAUGACGGAGAAGGUGACAGAGAAGGCGGAAGCAGUAAAAGCCACAAGCCAGCCCGACCCUGACGCUAAGGCAGCUGAACCGGACCCAGCCGAGAUAUGGAAGAAAGACUUCCAGUGUCAGUGGUACAAGACAACAGACAGGGAUGUCUCAGAUCAGCAGUCCCCCAAAGACGGAACCUCUGUCGGUGGGAUGCUAGAACAAAUUUCCACAGAUCUAAGAGGGACUUCAGCCACUUUUACAGUAGACUCCAUAACAAAAGGUGCCUCUGUGAUCAAACCAAGCGGAAGCGGCUCGGCACUGACGGCUGCGAACCGUUACAUAAUCCUGCUGCUGCUGGUGACUGCUUGUUUGACUGUGGACUAAAGCACACGUUUGGACCCUUGUUGAAGUGCCUUUGAGGAAGAGACUGUUGACCAGUGCUGCUCUGUACCAUAACCUCUGGCCUGCUGAUGUCAUUCAAGUCUGCAUAGAAUGUUAUCUGGAUGUGCCAAUGCACAGCAGCGCUGAAACACUUGUCACUUUUAGGGAAUUCCACUGCUGUAAAUUGGUUUACAAGCAAGCUUUACAUACAGUAAAGGACAUUAUAAACAUCAUAUAAUAGCAGUUUGUGCCCACCUGCAGUCAGCCAAGUUUUUUGUAGGUUUGUGAAUUUUGUUAUCGCUACAUUAAAAGGCUGAGAGUGCAAACUAUUUUAGCAUUUUAAUAUAUACAUGUUAAAUACAUUUAUAAACUCGCCCUAAGCUUUUCAUCGAAUUGCUUCUAAAUUUGAGCCAUGAAUAAUAGACAUAUGGGUGAUGCUAGAUUAUCAAGCAGUUUUGCCUACGCAAUAGGACAUGGGCUGAGCAGAGUGCCUAAGUUUGACUUUGACAUAAAACUCAACAUAACUCACUUACACAAGGUGAGAUCUUAACCAAACCUCGAGUGCAAUGAAAGACCCACCUUGAAGAGAUCCUAAUGCCACUUAGGCCACAUAGUAGUGACAGGAAACAGAAAAAAACUAUUUGCAGGUUGACCGCUCAGCACGCUGAUCAUUCAUGAUUAGGGAUGCUCCGAUGGAUCGGCCACCCAUCGGUAUCAGCUGAUUUCUGUGAAAAAGCAUGCGAUUGGCUUAUGCCAAUAAAUGCCUUUCAACGCCGAUCAUCUGUGGCUAGUACUACUUGCAGCCCAUAGCGAUCCCUGUGUGCAGUGUAGUGUCUUAUCCUAACAUCUUGGGCAACGUCCUCCUCCCACUUUCCUUCACACUGCGCCACACUACGUGCCAAAACAAAAACAAGCAUGUCUGCCAUGUGGAACUUACCUGCCAACACAUGCCAUGAAAAUUAUCUCACGGCGUAGCACGUUAAAAAGCAUUUGAAGAACAAACACUUGUUUUCGAGGCUCACGGUGUGAUCAUCAGUCAACGGCAGAAGGCGUCUCAUUCUCUGUAAGUUUGACCAAUGAUAUAAACCACAUGUGUCAAACUCGUGCCCUGGAGGGCCGAGACGCUGCAGGUUUUCUCUCCAACCAGUUUCUUCAGCAGGUGAUUUAAUUGAUGAGCUCCUUCCCUCAAACUGAAGGUGUUGAUCAUUAAAAUCACCUGCUUUAGUGAUUGGCUGGAAAGAAAACCUGCAGUGUCUCGGCCCUCCAUGGCACGAGUUUGACACCCCUGUUAUACAGUAUUUUCUCUUGAAAAAGGAAGUCAAGUUUUUGUCUAAAUUAAGGUCAUUUUAUGGUUCCUUUAUUUUUAUCAUAUCAUUUUGCCAAUAGAAGGGGUUCAGCCAGGAAUUCUGGGCCCCAUGAAAAAAAAUAAAAAUAAAAGCCCCCCCCCCAUUAGAUAUUAAUUUGUAUUAACAAUUACCUCUCUUUUGGGUUCCAUGGCAGUCAGGGGACCUUGGAAUUGUCCUGACUUUUCCAUGUUAUACAGCACCGUUGGCCAAUAGCACUCAUCAUAAAUAAAUAGAAAAAUGUAUAAUUAAUCCAUGUGCUCGAUAUCGGACGAUUUCACUCAUGGAUGAUCAGUACUGGAAUCGGCAGCAUAAAACCCUGAUGGGAGCAUCCCUAUUCAUGAUCAUUUGUUUCAUAAGUACAGUAAUCCCUCGUUAAUCACGAGUAAUUGCUUCCAAACUCGACCAGGAUAUGUGAAUUUCUGCCAAAUAGGAUUCAAUCUGAAUAAGUGACAUUUUUGUAGUUACAGGAUAGAAAACCUGUUUAUGACUUCUACAUUGAAUAUUUACAUUAUUAGAGCACUCUAUAGUCACCUUUACACACACAUUACCCAAUAUAGUAGAUAUAAUGAGGGAAAAUAAGCCUCGUGCCCUUGUGUCUUUCAGUUCUGCAGUUCUGAAUACCUACUGUAUAACUCGAAGUUAAUGACCAAUUAACCAAAGGGACACUGCAAUUUAUAUUACGUAGCUGAGUAGUUUAAAAAGGGGUGGUCUACUUGUUGUAUAAACUGCCCUUUUUUGACAGUUUCAGUGGUGAAUGGCUGCAACAAUUGUGGUCCUUGACUGACAAAAUAUAAACAAGCAAAGUCCAGGGAUGCCAAUUUAAUAAACAGGUAACAUGAACCACUAGUUUUGAUUUGUCCAUCAUGUAGCAAUCACGCAACAUGUUCCACAAUUUUGCAGAGUAACCAAAUAAAUAACAAAAGAUAAAUAAAAGAUGCUAUACACGAAGCUAUACACGAUGCUCACCUUCCCUCAGCGAUGAAAGAAUGUGCCGUUAUUGCAUUUUAAUAAAAAUAGACUUUGUUUCAGUCCCAAAAAAAGUCCUUGGAGCAGUACAGUGGGGAAAAAAGAAA
Dunckerocampus dactyliophorus (ringed pipefish) is the source of this 4444-nucleotide messenger RNA. RefSeq names its product Glyco_hydro_56 domain-containing protein. Bases 415 to 2028 code for a protein of 537 amino acids. Gene Ontology annotation, molecular function: hyalurononglucosaminidase activity. Lineage: Eukaryota; Metazoa; Chordata; Actinopteri; Syngnathiformes; Syngnathidae. Gene Ontology annotation, biological process: carbohydrate metabolic process; hyaluronan catabolic process. The transcript has 7 exons. The record is from RefSeq and is a predicted model, not a curated record.